Messenger RNA from Cylicocyclus nassatus, 881 nucleotides. The record is from the annotation of a GenBank genome assembly. NCBI's taxonomy places the organism in Eukaryota, Metazoa, Nematoda, Chromadorea, Rhabditida, Strongylidae.
GGUAAUCGAAACCUCUUGUUUGGCGAACCAACAAGAUGCUGUAUGUGCACACGAUCGUCCAAGUAGUGUCGGCUUCGGCCGCUGUCGCAGCUUUGACAGCAAUAACAUCUACGGUAUUGAUGCUCUACGAUAUCACCGCCUUCCAGGACGAGAUCAAAAUGGAUCUGCAGCAGUUCAAGGAUAUGGCAGACGAUGCGUGGAGUGAGAUGAUGACUUCCAUGAACGGAAGAGUUGAGCGACCAGCCAUCUUCGAGAGAUACAUUACCAGAAGCAAGAGGCAGUCAUCGGAAUGCCAAUGCGCGCCAGCUGCUACCGGGUGCCCACCAGGCCCACAUGGGCCACCAGGACACCCAGGAGAAGAUGGAGUACCCGGUCUCCCGGGAAAGGAUGGUGGACAUGGAGGUGUUGGAUAUUCUGCUCCAUCCGGGGUGCCUACCUCUUGCAUCAAAUGCCCAGCCGGCCCACCUGGACCCCCAGGGCCGGAUGGCGGUCCCGGACCCGCUGGUCCACCUGGAAAUGCUGGAUCUGAUGGAACCGCAGGAAGCGCUGGUGCACCCGGUCCCGCUGGUCCACCGGGAGCUCCUGGUAGCAAUGGUAGUCCAGGAGCCGAUGGAACUCCCGGAGCACCUGGAGAACCUGGCACAAGACAGAUCAAUCAACCAGGACCAGCAGGAGCUCCUGGCGCACCUGGUGCUCCCGGACAUCCGGGACAGGACGGUAGCAGUUCAACAGGAGCACCAGGCCCAGCAGGUCCCGCAGGGCCUCCUGGCAGAGAUGGAUCGCCUGGUACACACGGACAAGCAGGAGCCGCAGGAACUAACGGAGCACCUGGGUCUGAUGCAGCCUACUGCCCAUGCCCACCCCGCACAUCCAACCUUUGA